UUUUAGUAUCCAAUACCGAACUAAAAAAUAUUUAAUAAUUAUAUUUUAAGCACAAAUAAAUAAUUAACUUUUAAACAUCAUGAACGCUGAAGAACUUGCACAAUACCAAUAUCAGCUUGACCAAGUUAAUCUUGCUUUAAAAAGUGAACCUGAAAAUUCCGAACUUUUGAAACUUAAAACGGAUCUGACAGAAUUAAUUAAUCUUACGAAUACCAUUAUUGAUCAAGAGGUAACACUUUCACCUUCUAAAAGGUCAGCUUCUUCGAUUUCACCUAGAACAAAUUCAACGCCGACUACACCGACUUCAUUUUCGAUACCAACUUUUACAAAACCACUUCAAGUUGGAGAUUCUUGUCUAGCGCGGUGGUCUGGUGAUGGACAGUUUUACCAAGCUCAAAUAACAGCUAUUGGUGGUGGUGAUCAAGUUUUUUCAGUUGUUUUUAAAGGUUAUAAUAAUGUUGAACUUGUUGACGUUCAAGAUAUUAAACCUCUAGAAAAAAAUAAAAAGAAAGGUUUGAAUGAUAAAAAGGAUAAAGAUAAAAAAAAGAAGAGCGGUGAAGGACAAAAGAAAAUUAAUGAACAAAACUUGAAACAAAAGUCUUGGCUUGCCUUUGCGAGCGGUUCAGCUAUGGCUCCUGGUAGGAAAACAACGAAAACAAAAAGGCUGGUACAGCCGCCGAUAAACAAGAAGAGUAUCUUUGCUACUCCAGAAAAUCCGGAAGGCAAAGUCGGCGUGGUCGGUAGCGGUAAACCAAUGACACAAUUCCAGCAACGCGGUAAACAUAUCUUUGACCGUGAUUAAUUGAAAGGAUAUGAAUAUAUUUUUUUUUUUAAUUUUUUUUUUUUGUUAUAUAUAUACUUUUUUAUAUAUCUUUUUUUCUUAAAAAAUGGUUCUUUACUAGACCAAUGCGAAAACAUUAUGAAAUAUAUUGAAGUUGGAUGGUACUACUAUUAUAGGGCAGUAAGGACAUUUUGUUUGCUCUUUCAUUUUCAUUCAUUUGUUAAGAACAUAUGAUUUAUACAAAUUUGCAUCAUUCAAUAUAUUUUACCCAUAAGCGAGAUAAUUGGGAAUAUGGGAAUAUUAUAUGUAUACGUAUAUAUAUGUAUAUAUAUAAUAAACAAAAUCUAAUCUAUUGAUUGAGUUUUACCAAGGUAAUAAAAUCAAUAAAAAAAAUAUUGUAAUAAAUGGCUUUGAAAAUAUUUAUUUUUUUUUUUUUUCAAAAAAAAAAAAAAAAA
Messenger RNA from Rhizophagus irregularis DAOM 181602=DAOM 197198, 1236 nucleotides. Lineage: Eukaryota; Fungi; Glomeromycota; Glomeromycetes; Glomerales; Glomeraceae. The record is from RefSeq and is a predicted model, not a curated record.